CUUUUUUAUAUUGCCCCACAAUAAAUAGAGAGCAAAGCAUGAAACGAAAGUUGACUGGCCAAGAAAGAAAGAAUAUCCAAUGAUGGGAGACACGCCUUUCAUGCACGUUUGCUCGUUCUUUCUUUUAUUUUGUUGGUUAAAGUUUGUAGCUAAAAGGUGCUGUCUUCCCCCACUUCUAUUUCUUAUCUCGUCCAGUUUUCAAUUUUUCCUAUUUUAAGUAUUUUUUAUUUGUCAAUUCUUUUCUAAUCUUGAUCGCUUACCUUUUCUUCUUGUAUUAUCUUUAUCUCUUCAUUAAGGGAGAUAUUUGAUCUGGGUUUUGAUUUUUUGAGUGGAAUUUGGGAUUUGUUGUUAAUAUUGGGGCUUUUUUUAUGUUCUUUUGUAAAGUUUGUUUCUUUGAGCCAAAUUAAUAGAUGAGUUUUUGAAAUCUUCAACCUUUUUGGAAUUGGGGCAUUGGAGAUUUGUGUUUUUCAGGGAAUUUUGAUAUUUGAAGGAGAACUGGGUAGCUUGAAGGUUGUAGUGUUCAUCCUGGUGAAGUAAAUACGAUGUUGUUGGAAAUUGAUUUGGGAAUUCAUUAUCGUAUUAUUGGAUUGGUUUCUCGAAAUUCACGAGAUCUUUAACUAACCUAUGAAGUGUCACAUUCAUCUUCUUGUGUUUUUUUUUUCCUCGAGCGAGUAGUUGAAGAGACUCCUUUUUAAUUCUUUCAUUUGGGAUUUGGAUGUCGACAGCAGUCCUUUUCUAAUCUCUCUCUCAAAAUUCACCAGAGGUAUUAUGAAAUGGUCAAUGAGAUAAUGACUGUUGCAACCAAUUCUUUGAUUUAUUUUCGAGUUUUGGAUUGUUGUUAGUUGGAUAGUUACAAGGAAUUCCCCCCCUGUUGUUUAUGUUAUAUCAUGUUUAUACGAGGGUUGUAAAUAGUUUGGGGGUUGAGGAUAGAAAAGUUCUCUUUUACUGUUUGAUUUGAUUAAGAUCAAGGGAGAUGUAUUCGAGCUAGAAAAAACAAUCUUGAUUCUUCCACAAAUCAUGAAAUUCUUUAGCAUCAUUGGCAAUUCAUUUGGUUGUUCUGCUUCUGGAGAGCGUUUGGUUUCGGCUGCAAGAGAUGGGGAUAUUCAAGAAGCCAAGGCCUUAUUAGAAUACAAUCCAAGGCUUGCAAGGUACUCAACGUUUGGUGUUCGAAAUUCUCCACUCCACUACUCUGCAGCUCAGGGUCACCAUGAGAUAGUUUCUCUCUUACUUGAGUCCGGAGUUGAUAUCAAUCUGAGGAAUUAUCGUGGUCAGACUGCUUUGAUGCAAGCUGGUCAACAUGGUCACUGGGAGGUUGUGCUGACUUUGAUGCUUUUUAAAGCCAAUAUUCACAGAGCAGAUUAUCUUAAUGGGGGUACUGCACUUCAUUUAGCUGCUUUGAAUGGUCAUUCUCGAUGUAUACGCCUCCUCCUUGCAGACUACAUACCCAGCAUUGCUGAUUGUUGGGAUAUAUUGAGUAAAGGCUCAAGGGACAAUGGAUCCAUCUCCGAGUUUGAUGGAAGUGCUCUUCGCGAGGUUAUCAAUAGACCUGCUGAUGGAGGCAUUACUGCUUUGCAUAUGGCAGCACUGAAUGGGCAUGUUGAAAGUGUACUGUUACUCUUGGACUUGGGAGCUUCAGCUUAUGAGGUCACUGUGGAAGAUGGAACUACUAUCGAUUUAAUUGGUGCUGGAAGCACGGCUCUUCACUAUGCUGCAUGUGGUGGAAAUCCUCAAUGUUGUCAAAUUUUGAUUGCCAGGGGUGCCAGUUUGACUGCUGAAAAUGCAAAAGGGUGGACUCCUCUGAUGGUUGCUCGUUCAUGGCACAGAAAUGAACUUGAGGUGAUUCUUACCACACAGCAAGAAAACCAGUCUCAAAUAUGUCCUUCUCCAUAUGUAUCUAUUCCCUUUAUGAGCAUUGUCAAAAUUGCCAGAGAAUGUGGAUGGAGGAACAAUGAUUCCCUACCUACAUGUGAUGAUACAUGUGUUGUUUGUCUGGAAACAAAAUGCACAGUUGCGGCAGAAGGCUGUGGACAUGAAUUCUGCACAAGAUGUGCUUUAUAUCUCUGCUCUACAAUCUGUAUCUCAACUGUUGCUCAAGGUCCAACGGGGUCGGUUGCCUGCCCUCUCUGCCGGCAUGGCAUAGUUUCAUUUGUCAAGCUUCCAGGAACAAAGCCAGUGGUUAAAGCUAUUGCCAGAACAAGUUUAUCUCUAUCAUUUUGUACAUGUACGGGUGAAGAACCAGAUUUCCCUUCAAUGACAACCCCACUUCGCAAGCCUGAUUUCCAGUGCACCAAAAUUUCCCCUCCAUCUUCAUUCCGUUCUUUAAGUUGCCAAAAGUUCCCAUCUAUGAAUUUCAAUGCUAGCCGUUGCAUGGGAGCUUCAGAUACAACUCCUUUAGUUCCAUGUACAAUUGAUCUGAACCCGCGUGAACGUGAAGUCAGGUGUUCGAGAUCAAGAAUUAGACGAUCAACCUCCAACCCAGAGCGCAGAAAGUCUUGGUUAUCUGCGCUCAAUCAGUAUGUAACUACAGGAACUGGGUGCUAAUUUCCUUAUUAACCUAUGAUGAUUAUUUUUCCUGCCGUUUUGUCCAUAAUUUUGGUUGGCAGUGAUUAUUGGGCUGUAAAUUUGGAAGAGAAUCAGCAAUAUCUACAAAUGAAUCGCAUUGAUAUUAUUGCUUCA
Populus trichocarpa (black cottonwood) is the source of this 2676-nucleotide messenger RNA. Its product is annotated as probable E3 ubiquitin-protein ligase XBOS32. Gene Ontology annotation, molecular function: protein binding. Bases 1018 to 2541 code for a protein of 507 amino acids. The transcript is spliced from 10 exons. Gene Ontology annotation, cellular component: cytoplasm; nucleus. Lineage: Eukaryota; Viridiplantae; Streptophyta; Magnoliopsida; Malpighiales; Salicaceae. The record is from RefSeq and is a predicted model, not a curated record.